AAUUACUGAGACGUGCCAGAAUUUUCUAGCAGGCUGUAUACCAUCUGAGGUCUUAAAUUAUACGAGUCCCUACAUCAUUAAAUACAGGUGGUUCACCCCCUCGUUUCCCGCCAACUCUCAGCCUGGCCAGACAAGUGUGCCUGUUGACUGAGGCAAGCAUGGCAUUUAAAACCAGGGAUAUAUGUUGCAUUUCGGUCAAACACACACAACACGGCACAGGCUCAUGGACUCUGGACUCAACAUGAUGCCCUUGCUCACUGGGGUGGCGAUACUCUUCGUCGUUCAUACCAGUGCAAGCUCUCCGCCUCAGACUCAAUCGAGCAGUACCACCCGGCCAACGCCUAUCAUUGAUGACCAGGCUGUCGCAAACGUGACGGUGACACCGACACCUAUUAUUGAGGAUCAGGCGAAUAUAAAGGAUCACACAAGCAUCAUGGACAGCACGCAUGAAGAGCGAGAGAAAAGCCGGGAAGAUCAUUUGAAAUUGACUCGCAACUUCCUGGAAACCAACCCGGAGAGAGUAGAGGAUCACGAAGGGGACAUGCUGCUGACGCCGGAGCAGUGGCAAGCCAUCACGGGGCGGAAGGCGACUGGUAAUGUGUUCAGAAGAUGGCCAAAGAAUGCAGUUACAGGCCUCGUUAACGUCCCCUUUUUAUUCGCUGACAAUGAGGUGGAUCGAAGGGCGGUGUUCGCGGCAAUCAAUCACUGGGAGACGCACACUUGCAAACGAUUUCAUCUAACAGACAACACUGCGCAGCCACACCUCCGCUUCAUGAAAGGGCAAGGGUGUUACUCUUACGUGGGUCUCGUCUUUCAAACCGGCCAGGAUGUGUCAAUAGGAGAAGGAUGUACUAGGGUAAGUCAACCAGUUGUUAGUGUUGAAUUAAUAGGAAUAUUAGACAAAUUUAUGGAUGGGAUGAUGGGUGGAAAUACGCGUAGCUAGGUAUGUGUUAUAGAGAAACUGCCACGUGUAGGCUGGAUGACCUCUCGCAACGUCCCUUAUUUUCUUAUGUUUUCGUAUACUUCAACCAUACGAUUUGAAUUAUUUAUUUAUUUUUUUAUUUAUUUUAUUUUAUUUUAUUUUAUUUAUUUAUUUAUUUUAUUUAUUUAUUUCAUUUAUUUAUUUAUUUUUAUUUAUUUAUUUUAUUAUUAUUAUUUUUUUUUUUUUCAAGAGGGAACUAAGGGAUUCUUAGGGGCCAGUGGAUAUUACAGGCGUUUUUGUAAAAAUUUCUCUGAUGUUGCCAUGCCCCUGACCAAGUUGCUGAAUAAGAAGUCAAAAUUUUGUUGGGAUGAGCAUUGUGAGGAAGCUUUUGUGGAGAUUAAGAAAAUGUUAGUCAGUGCCCCGGUGCUGCGCAUGCCUGAUUAUGAAAAACCAUUUGUAUUGUACGUGGAUGCCAGUCAGAAUGGUGUGGGUGGUGUGUUAAUGCAAGAACAUGAGGGAAUGGAGCACCCCAUAGGCUAUUAUUCUAAGAAGUUGUUACCAUAUCAAAGGGCUUACAGCACUAUUGAGAAAGAGGCUUUGGGCCUAGUGCUGAGUUUGAGUCAUUUUGAAGUGUACGUCAAAGGGACGGGACAGCCUGUGCAGGUCUUCACCGACCACAAUCCGCUCAUUUUCUUGCAUAAAAUGAAAAACUCCAAUCAGAGGCUGAUGAGGUGGUGCCUGGUCUUACAGGACUAUAACUUAGAGAUUCACCAUGUGAAAGGCAGUGAGAAUAUUAUUGCCGAUGCCUUGUCCCGCGCACCACCUAGUCGUGAGGCAUCCUAAUCAGGUGCCUCACGCCUCUUUUGGGAAGGGGAUGUCAUGUUAUUGGCCGAGUUUACCUUGAAUGGGAUCAUGUUUUCUUAGUGUCCCCGUGUUCCGGUUACCUGCCAUUCGGGCAUUAUCCUUAUUAUUGUUAUAAGUAGUGUAAGGCUUAUUUACCCAUUUUAUAUCAUGUAGUAUUAUCCUCUUCAAAAUUUAAGUUCUCUAUAUCUUUGUAUGUAUAAGGAAGGAAGUACAAUUGAGGUGAAAUACGUUGAAAACGAGGGGAGCUUGAGUGGGCAACAACACAUUCCAAGGAGGGGAAAAGGCAGAGCGCCUUAGGCCGUGAGGAAAGGUGGAGGGAAGGCGUCUCUCAGGGAAGGAUCUUGGUGUGGAUUGGUGAUGGAGUGAGUUUGUGGAGGUAUUAGUGGUGUAGCGGUAUAACCUUGAUAUCCAGGAUCAGGUUAGUGAGUCUUUUGUGGUACCAAGAGCUCUUGUCCGCUGAAAUUCGGUUGUUGAGUUGUGCCGGUGACGCUGUUGGGAGGAGUCAUAGGUCAAACUGGCAGCCAUUUUGUGAGUGGAGGUUGUGGUGUUGACCUUGGAAGUUGGUGUUGUGGUGUAUUGGUGAUUUUGGGGACGAUGUUAUGGUGUUAUGGGUAAUCUUUGGUGAUAAUGGUAAUCUCCUGUGAGGCUUGAGGAGGUGAAAUACGGGAAUUAUUGUCUGGGGACGCGGUAAUGGCGUCCGGGUAAAAUUCCUGCGGUUGAGGGGAAAUAUUUCUGUGACUGGUGGAGGUGUAAACGGGUUCUGGUGACGUGGGAAGUGACGAGAACGUCAUGUAGUAACGUGUACUACCUCAUGUUGUUUGUGAAUUAUUAUUAGUAUUAAUAUAUGUGCUUGUAACAUAGAAUAAUCGUGUU
This is a messenger RNA of Scylla paramamosain (green mud crab), 2659 nucleotides long. Its product is annotated as blastula protease 10-like. Gene Ontology annotation, biological process: proteolysis. NCBI's taxonomy places the organism in Eukaryota, Metazoa, Arthropoda, Malacostraca, Decapoda, Portunidae. The transcript is spliced from 6 exons. Gene Ontology annotation, molecular function: zinc ion binding; metalloendopeptidase activity. The record is from RefSeq and is a predicted model, not a curated record. Bases 182 to 943 code for a protein of 253 amino acids.